AAAUUUAAAUCAUAACUAAUUAUUACCCCCUGAUUAAUUUAAAAGAAACCUUUUGUAACAAUAAAUCUUUGAAUGUUUUAAAUAAUUUUUGAUAUGGCGUGCAUUUCUCUACAAUCUGUAAGGUAUUUGCUUGAGAAUGGAUUUAUUGAAGAUUUACAAACUCUUUAUUCAGAAUUGUCAAUAAAGAUUAAUCUCCUUCAUAAGCCAGAUCUUUAUCAGUUGUUAACUGUUCAUAAGUCAAUAAAGAGAAAUCUUUCUGUUGAGCGCGACAUUCCUCAAGAGACAAGAACAACUAUGGCGGUGAAAUCUGAAUCAACUGGCAAUUGCUUAUUUAGUUCAUUUUCGAUUUAUCUGUGUGGUGAUAACAGUCUGGCAAUGGAUUUAAGAAUGCUGACAGCAAUUGAUUUAUAUUUAAAUGCUUCUUUUUACAGUAAUCAUCCAUCCUUUGUAAGCUUGUGCUCAAAGUAUCCAAAUGAGUUUUCAUCAAUUGAUAAUUUGUUAGCAGUGUCUGUAUCCACACAUUCUAUAGACUCAGGAAAAUUGAAAGAUGACCUUGUUAAGGAAGAAGCAUUUCAUAUGUGUAAAGAUUUUGUAUGGUCUGGGUUUCUUUGUGUUCUUGCUCUUUCAACUGUGUGUUCUACAAGAGUUCAGUGUUACUAUAGAACAAUUGGUUCUCUCCUAAAAUAUAAAAUUAUGUUUAAUCUUAAAAUUGAACCUCGUAUUCUAUGUUCAUCAUCAGAUAUUGUUAAUUUGUUAUUUUGUUUUGAGGGAAUAAACCCUCCAUGUCCAUAUAAACACAAUCAUUAUGUGCCUCUUGUUUUCAUUCCAGAUAAGAAAUGUUUGAAACGUAAAAUCUGUAAAAAAGUUAAUUUUACCAAUCAAUCAACAAUUCAUAUGUUUGCAGAAAAAUAUAGUAUAAAUGAAGUAUCAUCUAUAUCUACCAUUAAUGAUAAAUCUGUUUCAUGUACACUUGUUAACAAAAAGUGUAUGUCUUCUUCUCAUAAAAAUAUUGUUUGCAAUUCUUUUAUUGAUUCAAAAUCAUUUUAUCCAAUUAAUACAUUAUCUUCAAAUCAAAAAAGUUCUAAUACUAAAGACAAAAGCAUCUUAUUCACUGAAAAUAUGGGAGUUGAGUCUAGUUUAAAGAAAUUAUCAAGUGAACCCUGUAGUGAAUUUGAUAUUGCAUGUUUUCGUUCGAAGGCUUCUACUUUGAAAGAUUUACAAUUAAAAAAUUUGAUUCGAAAUGUUUUUGUUCCUGAUGAAACUUAUUCUUUUCCAAAAACAAAUAGGCGAUCUUUCAAACUUAUAUGGUUAAAACAAUUUUCAUCGCUUAGCUAUUCACCUUCUGAAGAUGGAGCAUUUUGUUUGUGUUGCGUUUUGUUUGGAUAUAAAUACCCUUCAAAAGCUUCUAGAUGUAAAAAUUUGUAUUCUCAGCCAUUUAAAUACUGGCCAGAUGCUGUAUGUACUUUUAAUAGACAUUAUCAUGGGAAAAAAGGAAACAUUUAUGAACAUCACUCAGCUGUACAAAGUCUCCAUUAUAAUACCUGGACCAUAUUUUCCACAGUUUUGAAUACUAUGAAUGGAAAUAUUCAAAGUAUAGAUAUUUUAAUUAAUAAAGAAUAUGAAAAGGAGAUUGCUUUAAAUCGCAAGAAGUUGCGUCCAAUUGUUGACUCAAUCAUUUUCUUAGGCCAACUCAAAAUAGCUUUCAGAGGUCAUUGUGAUGAUUCUCAAUAUCAUCCUACUAUUGGCAAAUAUUCUUUAGUGGGUGGAGUAGGUAAUUUUAUUGUACUUUUAAACUACAGAAUCAGAGGUGGGGAUAAAGUUCUUGAACAUCAUCUUAAUAGUUGCGCAAAGAAUGCAUCUUAUAUUUCUAAUUCGUCACAGAAUGAAUUAAUAAGUUGUUGUGGACAGUACAUCCAGAAUAUUUUGGUUUCUAAAAUAAAAGAAAAUCAAUUUUUUUCAAUUAUUGCUGAUGAAGCAUCUGACUGCUCCAAUCAGGAACAAUUGUCUUUAGUAAUUAGAUUUAUAGACAAAUCAUAUGAUGUUAGGGAAGAAUUUAUGGGUUUUUUACAUUGUGAAUUAGGUUCAACAGGUGAAGCUCUAUGCAAAACUAUUUUAUCUUCACUUAAAGAUUUUUCGCUUGAUAUUUCCAAUUGUAGAGGUCAGGGUUAUGAUGGUGCAUCAUCUGCUACUGGUCAUGUUAAAGGAAUCGCUAAAAGAAUAAAAGAUCUAAACCAUAAAGCAGUGUAUACUCACUGCUUUAGUCAUCGUCUUAAUCUUAGUGUUAUAAAUUCAUGCAAGAUACAAGAAGUUAGAAACAUGAUGGAACAUGUAAAACAGUUGUCGUAUUUUUUUAAUUUUUCAGAGUCACGACAAAAUUUAUUAGAAGUAGCUAUUACAGAACAUUGCCCUCUUGCUACGAAGAAAAAAUUAAUUGAUGUUUGUUGUACAAGAUGGGUUGAACGCAUAACUGGGUUGGAUGAUUUUGAAAAUUUGUUUGUACCUAUUGUUUUUUGUCAAAAUGAUGCAAUAAAGUCAAAACUUGUUACAAGUUUUGACUUUAUUGCAUCCUUAGUGAUAACUCGGACAGUACUUGACUACACAAUUUCUGUUACAUAAAUGUUACAGGGUAAAACUUUUGAUAUCUGCGAUGGUUUAGGUUCUAUUUCAGCUUUAAAAAGUUAUAUCUCAACACUUAGAAGUUUAAUAGAUGAUUAUCACAUAAAGUGGUAUGCUUCUAUUCUUUGUCUUGCUUCUAAAGUUGAUGUUGCAGAAGCUAAACCAAGAUUAUCAAGUCGUCAAAUAAAUAGAAAUAUUGUUGCUUCUUCUUCAACUUCAGAUUAUUUCAAAAAAUUGUUAUCUAUUCCACUUAUUGAUCACCUCCUAAGUGAAGUAAAUUACAGAUUUAGUGAUGAUGCUUUGGUAGCUUACGAUGGCUUGGUUAUUAUUCCAGACAAAAUGAUUUCUUUUGUCUCUAAAAAGAUUGACUGGAAAAUUAGGUUCCAAUCUUUUGUUAAUUUUUAUGCAACUGAUUUACCAUGUGCAAUUUCUUUAAGUGCAGAACUUGAUUUGUGGGAAAGAUACUGGCUUCUGGAAAAUAUUUGCUUGCCAGAUAACAUUUCGAGUACUUUAAAAAGUCUUCCUAAUAAUGUAUUUGAAAAUAUCAGAGUUUGCCUUCGUAUUUUAGGAACACUACCUGUAACGUCUUCUUCUUGUGAAAGAUCGUUUUCAGCCAUGAAGCGAUUAAAAAAUUACACACGAAGUACUAUGUCAUCUGAGAGGUUGAACAAUCUUGCUCUUAUGCAUAUUCACAAAGAAAUAGUACCUGAUGUAGAAAAAGUUAUAGACUUAUUUGCACUUAAAUCUCGGAGAUUAAAUUUUACAGAUAAAAUGUGUUAACCAUUUA
Molecule: messenger RNA, 3403 nt
Organism: Hydra vulgaris (swiftwater hydra)
Lineage: Eukaryota; Metazoa; Cnidaria; Hydrozoa; Anthoathecata; Hydridae
Source: RefSeq, a predicted model, not a curated record